This is a messenger RNA of Phaeoacremonium minimum UCRPA7, 1644 nucleotides long. Its product is annotated as putative high-affinity glucose transporter rgt2 protein. The record is from RefSeq and is a predicted model, not a curated record. Gene Ontology annotation, biological process: carbohydrate transport; transmembrane transport. NCBI's taxonomy places the organism in Eukaryota, Fungi, Ascomycota, Sordariomycetes, Togniniales, Togniniaceae. The transcript has 5 exons. Gene Ontology annotation, cellular component: membrane. Gene Ontology annotation, molecular function: carbohydrate:proton symporter activity. Bases 1 to 1644 code for a protein of 547 amino acids.
AUGGCGCCACCUGUACUAAGAAAGCUCUCACUGGUGAAGCCGCAGGAGGAAGCCGGCAAGGCUUGGCCUGCCAUUGUCGUCGGUGCCUUCGUGGCUUUUGGUGGUGUCCUCUUCGGCUAUGAUACCGGUACCAUCAGCGGUAUCCUUGCUAUGGAUUACUUCCAGAACCUUUUUUCUACCGGCUAUAUCGACACACAUAACCAUAAAAACGUAUCUCCGUCGCAGACUUCGGCCAUAGUGUCCAUCCUCUCUGCGGGAACCUUCUUUGGUGCCCUGAGCUCACCCUUCCUCGCCGACAAUAUUGGUCGACGCCUCGCUCUCAUUGCCUCCACGUGUGUCUUCAUCUUGGGUGUCAUCUUUCAAACUGCUGCCACCGCUCUGCCGCUGUUUCUUGCGGGCCGCUUCUUUGCCGGCUUCGGUGUCGGUCUGAUCUCUGCCUUGAUUCCGCUCUAUCAAUCCGAGACCGCCCCCAAGUGGAUUCGUGGUGCUAUUGUCGGGGCCUACCAGUUUGCUAUCACUAUUGGACUUCUGCUCGCAGCCAUCGUGGACAAUGCGACCUCUCACAAGCAGGACACCGGUUCAUACCGUAUCCCAAUCGCCAUUCAAUUUGCUUGGGCCAUCAUCCUCAUCGGCGGCAUGGUAUUCUUACCCGAGACACCUCGCUACUUAAUCAAACGAGGGCGUCACGAAAAAGCAGCCCGUGCCUUGGGUCGACUUCGACGUCUGCCACCUGAUCAUCCAUCCAUUGAGUAUGAGCUAGCCGAAAUCCGCGCAAAUCACGAAUUCGAGCUCAGCCUUGGAAAGGCCAGCUAUAUUGACUGUUUCCGUGGCCCCAUGUUGAAGCGACAGCUCACUGGAUGUGGACUUCAGGCUCUACAACAGCUCACUGGUAUCAACUUCAUCUUCUAUUACGGCACCCAGUACUUCAUCAACUCGGGAAUCAAGGAUGGUUUCAUCAUUCAAGUCAUUACCUCGACUAUCAACGUUGUUAGCACAAUUCCGGGUCUAUAUGCCAUCGACAAGUGGGGGCGACGGCCAAUGCUCUUCUGGGGCGCAAUUGGCAUGUGCGUCUCUCAAUUCCUGGUCGCCGUCCUGGGAACCACCACUACAUCGCAAGACUCAACGGGCAAAAUAAUUGUGCACAAUGUCGCAGCCCAAAAGGCUGGAAUUGCCUUCGUCUGCAUCUACAUCUUCUUCUUCGCCUCCACUUGGGGUCCUCUAGCCUGGGUCGUUACGGGAGAGAUCUUUCCGCUCAAGCAGCGAGCUAGAGGUCUUUCUAUGACCACAGCUACGAAUUGGCUACUCAAUUGGGCUAUUGCCUACGCGACUCCCUACCUUGUGAACUACGGUCACGGCUAUGCCAACCUGCAGUCGAAGAUUUUCUUUAUCUGGUUUGGCUGCUGUUUCAUCUGCAUCGCCUUUGUCUACUUUUUCAUCUAUGAGACAAAGGGAUUGUCUCUUGAGGAGGUUGAUGAGCUCUAUGCCGAGGUAAAGGGUCUCAAUGGCGCUCGACAAUCGACAAAGUGGACGCCAACCCAAACCUUUGCGCAGCGGGGUAGCGUCGCCGGUGCUGGCGGGGUUCGUGGCGAGCCCAAGGAUGGCCAUCUGGAGCAUGAGGAGGACCGAGAGAAGACCGUUGUCUAA